UUACCCACCCCCCACCUACCUUUAAAUACAGCCAAUAUAGCCGAGGAAGAAAACCAGUGCUUUCACCUGGAAAUGGAGAUAUGCAUUUCAAGAGAUGAGAGGCAGGCAAAUGCCCAGAACUCAGAAGUGAUAUCCCACCCAUCAAGAAGAGCCCCCAAAUUAAGAAUCCCAGAGAUUCCAUACAAACAACAGCAUGGAAAAGAAGCCAGAGCUACAGAGGUGAUCUGGAUCCAGGAAGAAAUGGAAGAUGCCUGCAAUCAAAAAGAGAGAAAAGAGACAUCUCUUCUAGCUAACAUGAAAGACAGAGAAGCCACUCAGGAAACUUCGGCGGCCAUGCAGAGUCAAGUCCGUGAGGCGGAAGAUAAAGUGGAGAAUCAAGAACAGAAAGAAGACACAUGUGAUCAUCUCCCAAAGACACAGCAAUCUUUAGGACAUUUUUUUUCAAGUACAACAGAUUCAGAUACAACACUGCCAUUGUCACAGUCAUUGUCCUAUGAAGGGCCCAUCAGUUACUCUCUGUCCAGCCCUCAGAUUAGUGGAGUAACUCUAUCAACAAUUGGAUCAAAGACCCCUAAACUUAUUGUGAGCCAUUCCGGAUCAGAAAACAGCUUGGUUUCUUUGAAAGGCUCUGACAGCCUCACAACUCCAAAGAAACAGACGCGGUUUGUCCCUGCUCCUGAGACCGCUGUAACGGGGGACGGGGAGGAUUAUUUCCUGUCUUUGUUUGGUGAUUCGAAGAAACUUCUUGCACACUCAUUCCACUCCGAGAGGACUUGGAGGCACUUUUCAAUGAUUCUUGAAGAAGUGGGCCAGUCUAGAUCCAGUGCUCUUGGAGACAUCAAAAUAGCCGAAGUAAAUGUUAAGGGUUUAUUUGUGAAGCUCAUUAACUCUUCCCUUGACAAAGAACUGGAGAUUGGAGGCCAUGUUCUCCAGCAAAAUGUGGGUGGACAAACAGUCUCUUUGUACCGAUUCCUUCCAGAUAUCAGAAUGCAGGCCAACUGCACAGUAACAGUGUGGGCGGCAGCUUCUGAGGCGAAGCAUCAGCCACCAUCAGACUUUCUUUGGAAGGAACAGGACAAGUUUAAGACAAGCCCGGACUGUACAACGAUCCUGUGCAAACCUAAUGGUGAAGCUAUUGCCUGGUAUACUCCUAUUCACUGGAAGCAAGCAUGGGAGAAACUGGACAUGGACACUGAAUUUGACAGAUGCUCAGUAGUAAGCCCUGUGUCUCAAAGGCACAGGUUUCACUGGGCACCAGCUGUAACUCCAACUAAAGAGAAACAAGAUCAGUCUAAGGAAGACACCUCCAGAUAUCAGAUGGAACCAGGUGGAGUCUUUCUUCAGAGAGAAAAAGAUAUCCCAUCAACCCUCUUCCCUAAUCACAGUCCUUGGUGCCACAGUCCCAAUGUCCCUGCACAUCCCUACUGUCCUCUGAUUGGGCCUCACAAUCCCUGCGAGGCUGGGAGCAGCUUAGGUAGACAGCCCGGGCCUCGGUCACCUAGGCCUGACCCAGCCCAGGUACUUUUCAUGACCCUCUAAAUUUAUUUCAUAACCAAUAAACGGGACAGGAUCUGCUGCUUGAAAAACAUUGUUUUAGAAACAUUUAUAAAAUGACAUGAGAGCAACUGAAACGGCAUCUCAGAGGAGACAGCAUUUGAACUAAGAUCAUGAAGGAUGAGUAGAAGUUAUUCGUGUUGAAAAGAGAAUGGGGCAAAGCAUUCUGAGUAGAUGAAACCGCAUAUUUCAAAAGCAUACAGAGAUAAAGAGCAAAUCCUAUGUGUUAGAAAAUAGUGAGAAAUUGUAUCCACCUGAAAUAUAAGUAAAUGUGGAGCUGUGAAUCUGAAGUUUCGUGGGGACUAGAUUUUAAAGGUAUUUGCAGCCAUUAUGUUAAGGAGUUUAGACCGCAUCAUGCAGGUAGUGAAGAGGCACUGAGGGUUUUAAGCAGGUGUCUCAUACAGUUCCUUCUAUAUUUGAAGAACUUUGAAAGCAGUAUGGGAAAUGAAAUAGCGUAGAAAGAUUCCAUAAUUUGUAUCUCCACCCAGCCUCUGUCCUGAACUCCGAUUCAUGAAGCCAGUUUCCUGUAGUUUUGGAUGCCCCAUGGGUGUCCCAUUCCCGACAUGCUCAGAACUGAAUGCAUCAUCAUCUUUCCCCCAAAGCGUGUCGUUCUGCUUUUUCCCAUAUCUUAGUCAGUACCAUUCAGAACCCCUAGGCCUCGACAAUCUCUCUCUGUUCCUUUCCCUUUCUAUAAUCAAUCACAGAACCUUGUUUAUCUUAAACAAGCUCUUCAGUUUUGGUCCUUAAAUAUCUUCAUUUUCACCUCCAAUGUCUUCAUGAUAAAAUCCAAACCUAUGAAACUGAUUUUUAAAAUUUUUAUUUAAGUGUAGUUGACAUAAUAUUAUAUUCAUCUCAGAAGUACAAUGUAGUAAUUUGACAAUUAUGUACAUUACAAAGUGCAACCAUCUGUCAUCAUACCAAGUUAUUAAACUAUUAUUGACUAUAUUUUUUAUGUUGUACUUUUCAUCCCAUGAUUUUAUUUUAUAACUAGAAGUUUGUACCUCUUUGCAUAUCCCCUGCCCCUUCCCCUCUGGCAACCACCAGUUUGUUCUCUGGAUUUACGAAUCUGUUUCUGGGAUUUUUGUUUUGUUUUGUUUUUAUGGUUUGCUUUGUUUUUUAGGUCCCACAUGUAAGUGAAAUCAUACAGUAUUUGUUUUUCUGAGUCUGACUUAUUUCACUUAGCAUAUGCUCUCUAGUUCCAUCCAUAUUGUCACAAAUGGAAAGAUUUCUUUCUUUUUUAAGACUAAUAUUCCACUGUGCAUAUGUACCACAUCCUCUUUACCCAUUCAUCUCCUGAUGGGCACUGAGGGUGCUUUCGUAUCUUGACUAUUGUAAAUGGUGCUGCCUGACCCAGCCUAUGUCACCAAACAUUCACCUACUUGUGUUCUGUGCUUCGAUCUAAAGUUCUUUCAGCAUGCCAUUAGCUACCUCCAGGCCUUCAUAAAUUCUCUCACUCUUCUCUUCAUGUGUAUAAUUAUUCAUCCUUAAAAUUUCCACUUACAUGUCACUGCCUUCCAAGAAUCCAUCUCUGACCUCCACCAAAUGAGUUUGUGCUCCUGAUACGGGUUCUCAUAACAUCCUAUACUUCUCCUAUCAAACAAUGCCCUUGUUCACUUUAUUGUAAAUUCUCCUUAUCACUGGACUACAAGCCCAAAAAGGAUAGAAACAGCUUUUCUACUGCUUACCUUUUUGUUUGCUGAAGGACAGACAGCAAAGGAGACACUGAAGCUUGUUAAGCAGGCAUCUCAGAGUUAGAUCUGCAUUUUAAAAGAGAAUUUGAGAAGCAAUGCUUAAAAUGUAAUGGAGUAGAAAAUAUUCCAAAAUCUUGGAAGGAAAGAAUGGGGGAGGAAGAACAAAGCAUAUUAGAGAAGAGGUUGAGAACGGGUAGGUCUGGUACAGUUAUAACUUGAGCCCCAAAAGGAGAGGAGAGAUUAGAGAAGUAAUAUUUAAAGAAAUGACGACAAAAAUUGUCAAAAAUUGACGAUAGAUAUCAAGCCAAAGCAUCAAGAAAAAUAAAUUCCAGUGGCACAAAUCCAAAGGAAAUACCACCUAUGUAUAUUAUAAUUAAAUGUCAGAAAACCAAAUAAUGGAAGUCAGAAGACAAUGAAAUGAUAUUUUCCACUUGCUGAUAUGCUAAAAGAAGUACUGACCUAGAGUCCUAUGCCUAGCAAAAAUGCACUUCAAAGAGUGAAAGCAAAAUAAAGACAUUUUCAGGCAAACAGGAAAUGAAAGAAUUCCUCAACAGCAAACCCACACUAAGGAAAUGCUGAAUGGAAGUACUUCAAGAAGAAAGAAAAUGAUCCUAGAAGAAAUCACAGAGAUAUAGGAAAUAAGAAGUGGAGAGAGUCAAACCGUAAAUGAAUAUUCACUGUAAAAAGCAAUACUGAUAUUGUUUUGUAGGGUUUUAAAGUUAUGUAGAAUUUAAGUACUUGACAACUGUGUUCAUUUCCAGGACUAUUGUAACAAUGUACCACAAACUUGGUAGCUUAAAACAAAAAAUUUAUUCUCUCACUGUUCUGGAGACUGGAAAUCUGAAAUAAAGGCUUCAGCAGGACCACAUUUCCUCCUUAUAAGGACUCCAGUCAUUGGGUCAGGGCCCACCCUCACCUAGUGUGACCUCAUCUUAAUGUGAUUACAUCUGCAAGGGUCCUAUUUCUAAUAAGGUCACAUGCUCGGGUUCCAGGGAUUAGCACUUUGACGUAUCUUUCUGAAGGACACAAUUUAAUCAACAAGAGCAACAGCACAGAAGUUUGGAGGGGAGCAAAUGGAGUUAAAGUAUUCUAAGUUCCAUGUUUUGUGAGUAUUAUAAGAAUGUCAUGUUUAUGACAAUGAUACAUGUCAUGCUUUCAUUAUCAUUCAGUUCAAAAUAUAUUCUGAUUUCCAGUACAGUGUCUUCUUUAAUACAUGGAUUAUUUGUGGAUAAUAUGUCACAAACAGAAUAGUUUUAUUUCAGGAAGGCAAGGUUGGUUUGAGCUUUGAAAAUCAAUGAAGUAAACUCAUUAUCUUAAUAGAAUAAAGAGGAAAAUUAUAUAACCAUCUCAACAUGGUUACUGAGUACUUGGUGAGAGAGUAGUACUUGGUUACACACAAAAAAAUGACCUCUUGAAUACUAACAAUGUCCCAUUCCGUUAUCUGAGUGGUGUUUACCUGUAUCACUGUUUUCACCAUGCUGUGCAAUUAUGACUUUGGAAUUUUUCUGUAUUCACACUACACUUAAAUAGAAGUUUAUUUUUAGAAACUUGAUGACAGGAAAAAGAAAAUUAGAAAGGGAAGAAGCACAAUUAUGGUAAUGAACAGCUUAAAAUGACAGCUUAUAACUUGACAAGGAAAGAGAAAGAAAAUCUAAGAAAAUACAUUGAUGAACUCAAAAUGAAUAUCAAUAAUACAAGGCUGAUUUAGUGCAGGAGGAAAAUAGUCUAACUUGAAAUAAAUCUAAGCCUACCAUUACAUUACAAUGUAUUGAGAAUUAAUGUUAAUAUACUUAGUCAUAGCUCAGGCAUCUCCAGGAAUGUUUUGCGAUCAAGAUGGCUGAUUACUGCCCGCUUUCCCUCACACACAAGACCCCCAGAUCCAGGGAAGCUUAGGUACAGGGCCACCAAGAAUAAAGCCUGUUUGUCUCAGCCUCUGCAUAACGGAAUGUGAGUAGAAAUCGUGCUUGCGACCUCUGGAGAGUGCCCUGGAGUGUGCCCUCCCUUGUCUCCUCUGUGCCGUGAUCACAGAGUUAGAGCUGCCAUAUUUCAACUCAGAGACCAAGCCAUAUACUGAGAAGGGAAAAGCCACCCUUGGUGCCCUAUAUGGCCCAUCUCUAGACUGUUAAGUGAGAGAAAUAACCUUGCUUAAGCCGUUGUUAAGUUGUGUCUGAACCAGAUGGCCCACACAGCAUUUACUACCGUUCAGUUUCACUUAAUAGGCUCCUGGUUAAAAAGAAAACAAAAGUCACAGCAAGAAAAGGCAAUUAGGUGAAUUCUAAUGUAGAAUGAAUAUUAGAUGUUGACGAGUUCCUGUUCUUUCCUUAAGUUGUUAACUGUGUUUUGGUUAUAUUGGUUGUUGUUAGAUUCAUACCAAAAUCUAAAUUUUCUUAUGGUUCAGUGAUAAAAGCACAGAUUGAAGGUAACACAAAUAUGGCAAAACAUUAAACAUUGAAUCUGGGUGGUAGGUAUGCAGAUUUGGUUUUAUUAUGCGCUCAUAUUUUCCAUAUGUUUGAAAUUUUUCAUGAUAAAAAUUUGACAAAAUAAACAAGAAAGACAUUUUUAAUUGAAGGUAGUGUGUGCUUGGGACUGUCAGAGCAAAGAGGCCAGGCAUGAGCCCAGUGAGGGGUGGACCUCAGACCCUUUAACAAAGCUGGUGUGUUUGCAUUGUGUUGCCAGGAUGGUUCCUAGACCUAGAGAGAAUUGCUUUCUUCUUGCUGAGAUUAGUUUACAGAUUGUGGGCCGCUUUAUCAGUCUUCUGUAACUCAAGUGAAAUGGCAAAAACCAGUCUGGAGAUAGUGCCCUACAGACGUUGUUUACAGCUAACAGAGUGCAUGUGCACUGUUUACUGUGCUUUAUUUGCAUACUGCCUAAUACACUCGGCCUAUCAUCUGUGACCCAUAUUGCACAUUGCAGAGGGUUUCAUUUCAUUGUAACUCUACAGUGGCUCUUGUCUCCCAUGCAAAUGUUAUUAUAGUAAGGAUAAUAAUAACGCCCCUUCAUCUCUCAGGCUUGCAGAGCCAGAUUAUAAAAGCCAGUCUGUUAGAAAAUACAUGAAACUAGAACACAGACAGCAUUAUGCAGGAAUGAAACAUUUAAAAUCUCAUCAAUGUAAGCUCUGUCUUAAGAUCACAGUUAUGGAAUUUUACUUUAGUUGGAUUGUGGGUGACUACUCAUUACAGUUCCAAUAGAUUUGUAUUAUAUUAUCUGUCAUGGGAUCAAAAUAUUUAUUCAAGCCAAAUGCCACAUCCCUAUGAUUGUGUAGACUCUUAGUUAAGUGUAUGUGUGCGU
Manis pentadactyla (Chinese pangolin) is the source of this 6533-nucleotide messenger RNA. RefSeq names its product lamin tail domain containing 1 (gene LMNTD1). The coding region runs from base 73 to 1539 and encodes 488 amino acids. The record is from RefSeq and is a predicted model, not a curated record. Gene Ontology annotation, cellular component: cytoplasm; nuclear envelope. NCBI's taxonomy places the organism in Eukaryota, Metazoa, Chordata, Mammalia, Pholidota, Manidae. The transcript has 10 exons.